AUGCCGAGCACUCGCUCCCGAGAUCCCAUGCAACCCACCCUGCCCUUCCCUAGACGCAAAUCCGCCAGGGUGGCAAACAAGCCCAAAAGAAACCUGCCGGAUAAUCCCGAGCCUGCUAAGAAGAACCCGGGCCACACAAGACCGACGCUGGAGAAGCCCGUCCCACCGUCACCGAGGCGACCUGCUGCGGCGCCGCUUCCCGUCACAGCGAGGCUUCCCCUCAGCCCGCGAAAGCGCACAGGUGACGACAACGCCCUCAACGUGGACGCUGCACUUUCAGCGUCACCCCCCAAGCAGAGCAAAGCAUCGCCGCGGACGCCGCUGUCAUCCCCGCGCCGUUUGGCUUUUGACGAAAACUCCCCCGUCUCCAUUCGUCGUGGGCCGACUGCGCCGUCCUCUCCGUUUGCCGCCUCGUCACCGACGCGACAAGAACUGGUCUCGGGAAGUCCGGCGCGGCCGAGCCCCGACAAAAAGGAGACUGUAGCGUGUGAACAAUUAGACCAAAGUGAUUUUGCGAGCGUAAAGCGGGCGCUGCAUACGGCUGUGCCCGAGCGCCUAUUGUCAAGAGAAGAGGAACGCGCCACCAUCCGGACAUUCCUGGAGGAGAAGGCUGUGCGCCGCCAGCCCGGCAGCCUUUACAUCUCUGGGCCGCCCGGGACCGGAAAGACUGCGUGCCUCAACUGUGUCCUGCGUGACAUGAAGGAAGAGUUGUCGAACGUGCAGACGUUAGUGGUCAACUGCAUGAGCCUGCGCAACUCGCACGCCAUUUUCCCACUGUUGGCCGAAAAGCUGAGAGUUCCUGCCGGCCAGAAAGGCCUACAAAGACACCUGACCGGAGCCGGACCAGCCGUUUUGCUGGUUCUGGACGAGUUGGACCAGUUGGACAGCAAAGCUCAGGAUGUCCUUUACACCAUCUUCGAGUGGCCACACCUGUCCAAGUCCAGACUCUGUCUCGUUGGGAUUGCCAACGCUUUGGACCUGACCGACCGCAUCCUGCCCCGCCUUCAAGCCAGGCCUCAUUGUCGCCCCCAGCUGCUGAACUUCCCGCCGUACAGCAGAGAACAGCUGGGCGACAUCGUGCGAGACAGACUGGCUCAGGCAUGUGCUGACAGUGUAUUGGACGCAGCUGCGGUGCAGUUCUGCGCUCGUAAAGUUUCCGCCAUGUCAGGAGACGCCAGGAAGGCUUUGGACAUCUGCAGGCGAGCGGUGGAGAUCGUAGAAUCGGAACACCGGAAGAAGGCGGACAAGCUCAAUGCGACAGCCAGCGUCCCCCAGGUAGCGCGCGUCCUGUCCGAAGUCUACGGCGAUCGUAUGGCGUCGUGUAACGGCGAUGAAAGUUUCCCGCUUCAGCAGAAACUCCUGGUGUGCUGUCUGCUGAUGUUGGUGCGCGCCGGCAAGAGCAAAGAGGUGGUCCUCGGGAAGCUGCACGAGGUUCACAGCCGCCUGUGUGCCAAGCGUCAGGUGGGCGGCGUCAGUCAGUCGGAGUGUUUGUCGCUUUGCGAGAUGCUGGAGAGUCGAGGGGUCUUCGCGCUCAAGAAGGCCAAAGAAGCUCGACUCACCAAGGUGUUCCUGAAGAUCGAGGAGAAGGGGGUCGAAAACGCUUUGAAGGAUCGCGCCCUGGUCGGCAGCAUCUUGGCGGCGGGCCUCCCGUGA
Messenger RNA from Nerophis lumbriciformis (worm pipefish), 1653 nucleotides. NCBI's taxonomy places the organism in Eukaryota, Metazoa, Chordata, Actinopteri, Syngnathiformes, Syngnathidae. The record is from RefSeq and is a predicted model, not a curated record.